Messenger RNA from Pseudo-nitzschia multistriata, 1622 nucleotides. The record is from the annotation of a GenBank genome assembly. NCBI's taxonomy places the organism in Eukaryota, Bacillariophyta, Bacillariophyceae, Bacillariales, Bacillariaceae.
AGCAAAAUUCGGAAAACGAGGAAACAAGCCGGAGCAAGCAUCGAAUACAGGUCUCGUUCCACUUUGUUCAUCCCAAGGUCGCACCGCACCGCACCGCAUCCAUCUACCGUACGUCUUCGAGUUUUACACAACACACACUCACUCCACAAUGAACCAAAAGUCAUCGGAAUCGUCACCGGCACCCCCUGCCUCUGCUUCUUGGCUGCAGCGGGCACUGCGCCCGGCGGUCUGCCUUUUCCUGCUGUCGCUCCAGCCGGGACCCUGGUGGCCUCGAGGAUCGGGCCUCGCCUCCGGCUACGUGGCGCCGCCGAUGCAUGCGUCGAGGCCGCUCUCCGCGUCGGUUCCCUUGCGCGGGAGCCCCGGUGCCGGUCCGCUUGGCGGAAGGCACGGGAGGAAGAGCGACGUUUUCCGGAGGUUCGAGUCGGUCUCCCGGCCGAACGGAAGCAACCCCGCCUCGGAAAGGUCCUCCCCCUCGGAGAAACUCCGGCACCGGCUGUCGGUCCUGUGGAGAUUCACCCGGCCCCACACCAUCAUUGGCUCCGCCCUGGCGAUCCCGGCCCUGCACCUCCUGGCGGCCCCGACCUACGGAACCGCCCUGACGGCCCGGUCCCUGUCCAGCAUGCUGUACGCGAUGGUCCCGUCCCUGCUCAUGAACCUCUACAUCACCGGGCUGAACCAGGUGACGGACGUGGAGAUCGAUAAGAUCAACAAGCCGGACCUGCCCAUCGCGUCGGGGGAUCUCUCCGUCAAGGACGCGAGGCUCCUGGUGGUCGGCUCCCUGGUCCUCUCCCUGGCCCUGGGGGCUUCCGUUCCGGCGCUCGCCACGGAGGGCCUGGGCGUGGCCCUGGGCGUCUCGGCGGUCCUGGGCACCGUCUAUUCCCUCCCGCCCUUCCGGUUCAAGCGGUUCCCCCUGCUGGCGGCCUUUUGCAUCGUGGCGGUCCGAGGGGCCGUCAUCAACGCCGGAUUUUUCGCCCACGCCCACGCGGCGGCCUACGGGGGCUCCGGGCGGGGGAGCGUCCUGGGGUGCCUGGCCGGGGACCUCCGUUGCGGCCUGUCGAGCCUGUACUUUGCCGUCUUUGGCCUCGUCAUCGCCCUCAUGAAGGACGUCCCGGACGUCGAGGGCGACGCCCUGUCCAAUAUCCGGACGGCCUCGGUCCGGCUGGGCCCUUCGGCGGUCUACCAGGCGAUGCACAGGCUCCUCACGGGGCUCUUCUGGGGCGUGGGCCUGGCCUUUUUCAGGGGUGCCCUGGCGGCACCCGCCAGCGCCGCGGUCCGGUCGGGACGGGCCCUGGUCGGGGCGGCCGCCCUCCUGGCGGGGGCGUCGGUCCGGAGGGAGGCCUCCCCCGUCGACCCCCACAACCCCCGGGAGGUCUACGGGUUCUACAUGCACCUGUGGAAGCUCUUCUACCUGAGCUACCUGUUCCUGCCCUUUGCGAGGUGAGGGUGUCCUUCCGAGCCCCCACGACCGCAAGCAGGGGUGCGAUGCAACGCACGGCGCGAACGCACACGACCCGCUUGCCAAAACGCAACGCAGGAGCCAGCGCACAGAGACUGCGAGAAAAGCAAAACCCGGCCCAUUGUGCGAUUUUGUGAAGAAACCAUAAGAAAUAGAACCACACCGC